UCACUCUUUGAGACCAAAUCUCCUCUACAAACCACUGAGACUACAGCAAUAAUUAGUACCACUAAAACUGAAGAGACAACAAGACUUCCCCUUUCUACAAUUUCACAACCCGAAACCACAGCUGUAUCCACAAGAACCAUGGGAGAAACAUCCACCUCUCCGCUAGAGACAACUUCUGCAGCUGAAACUACAGCAAUACCUAGUACUACUACAAUAGAGGGGAUGACCUCACUACCUCUUUCUACAACACAACUUCUUAGGACCACAGAGGCAGCCACCUCUCCUAUUUCAGAGACCUCAACCGGUGCUCUGGAGACCUCUUCCCCAAAUGAGACUACAGCAGUAACUGGUACCACUGUAGUAGGCGAGACAACCACAAUUACUCUCCCUACUACUUCACCCCAUGGAAGUACAGCUAUAGCCACCUCUACUAUACCAGAGACCUCCAUCUCUCCCAUAGGGACCACGUCUGUAGCUAAGACUACAGCAAUAUCUAGUACCAGCACAGCAGAAGAGACAACCACGGUUCUCUUUCCUACUGCUUCACUACCUGGGACUAUGGCAUCAGCCACUUCAGUUAUUCAAAAGACUUCCACAGCUCUUCCAGAGACCACUUCCCUAGCGGAGACUGCAGCAACAACUAAUGCCACUACACUAGAAGAGACAACCACCGUUGCCUUUCCUACCACUUCUCUUCCUGAAAGCACCACAGUAGCCUCGUCUCUUAUUCCAGAGACCUCCACAGCUCCUUGGGAGUCCACUUCCCUGUCUGAGACUACAGCAAUAACUAGUACAACUAUAGUAGAAGAGACAACCACGAGGGGAGACAACUGCAGCCAUCUCUGUGACAACCACAACAUUGCUUUCACCUACCACAGCUGCUUUGACAACCACCUCUGCAACAGCAGAAACGUCUACAUCUCCUCUAGAGACCACUUUCCCAGCUGCGACUACAGCAACAACGAGUUCCAGCUUUGUAGAGGAGACAACCACAGCUUCACCUCCUACCACUGCACUACCUGGGAGCAUGGCUGUAGCUACUUCUACUAUUCUAGAGACCUCCACAGCUCCUGUAGAGACUACUUUCCAAGCUGCGACUACAGUAACAACGAGUUCCAGCUCCAUGGAGGAGACAACCACAGCUUCACCUCCUACCACUGCACUACCUGGGAGCAUGGCUGUAGCUACUUCUACUAUUCUAGAGACCUCCACAGCUCCUCUGUUUCACCAACCUCAACCCACACUCCAGCAAUUGAACAUUUCACAGUGAACUUCACCAUAACCAAUCUCAAAUAUGAUUCACAACUGGGAUCUCCUCAUUCUACCCGGUUCAAUGCUACUGAGAAAGUCUUGAUCUCCUUGCUCAACCCACUAUUUGGAAACAGCAGCAUCGGCCCAUCGUAUAUAAGAUGUGAAGUGACGGCUUACAGACCGGUGAGAGCUGGGAAUGACAUCGGUGUAGAUGCCGUCUGCACCUACAGGCACGAAUCCACGGCUCCCCCGUUUGACAGAGUGGGUGUUUACCAUGAAAUCCGCAACAAGACAAAUGGCAUCACCCAGCUGGGCCCCUACACUCUGGACAAGGACAGUCUCUAUGUCAAUGGUUAUAACGAAGCACCAGCUCUGCCAACAGCUGUUUCGCCAACCUCAACCCCCACUCCAGCAAUUGAACAUUUCACAGUGAACUUCACCAUAACCAAUCUCAAAUAUGAUUCACAACUGGGAUCUCCUCAUUCUACCCGGUUCAAUGCUACUGAGAAAGUCUUGAUCUCUUUGCUCAACCCACUAUUUGGAAACAGCAGCAUCGGCCCAUCGUAUAUAAGAUGUGAAGUGACGGCUUACAGACCGGUGAGAGCUGGGAAUGACAUCGGUGUAGAUGCCGUCUGCACCUACAGGCGCGACUCCACGGCUCCCCCGUUUGACAGAGUGGGUGUUUACCAUGAAAUCCGCAGCAAGACAAAUGGCAUCACCAAGCUGGGCCCCUACACCCUGGACAAGGACAGCCUCUUUGUCAAUGGUUAUAACGAAGCACCAGCUCUGCCAACUGUUUUGCCAACCUCAACCCCCGCUCCAGCAAUUGAACAUUUCACAGUGAACUUCACUAUAACCAAUCUCAAAUAUGAUUCACAACUGGGAUCUCCUCAUUCCACCCGGUUCAAUGCUACAGAGAAAGUCUUGAUCUCUUUGCUCAACCCAAUAUUUGGAAACAGCAGCAUCAGCCCAUCUUAUAUACGAUGUGAAGUGAUGGCUUACAGAUCGGUGAGAGCUGGGAAUGACACUGGUGUAGAUGCCGUCUGCACCUACAGGCGCGACUCCACUGCUCCCCCGUUUGACAGAGUGAGGGUUUACCGUGAAGUGAGGAACAAGACAAAUGGCAUCACCAAACUGGGCCCCUACAUCCUGGACAAGAACAGCCUCUAUGUCAAUGGUUAUAACGAAGCACCAGCUCUGCCAACGGUUUUGCCAACCUCAACCCCCGCUCCAUCAAUUGAACAUUUCACAGUGAACUUCACCAUAACCAAUCUCAAAUAUGAUUCACCGCUGGGAACUCCUCAUUCUACCCGGUUCAAUGCUACUGAGAAAGUCUUGAUCUCCUUGCUCAACCCAAUAUUUGAGAACAGCAGCAUCGGCCCAUCUUAUAUAAGAUGUGAAGUGACAGCUUACAGACCGGUGAGAGCUGGGAAUGACACUGGUGUAGAUGCCGUCUGCACCUACAGGCGCGACUCCACUGCUCCCCCGUUUGACAGAGUGGGUGUUUACCAUGAAAUCCGCAACAAGACAAAUGGCAUCACCAAGCUGGGUCCCUACACUCUGGACAAGGACAGUCUCUAUGUCAAUGGUUAUAACGAAGCACCAGCCCUGCCAACAAUUGAACAUUUCACAGUGAACUUCACCAUAACCAAUCUCAAAUAUGAUUCACAACUGGGAACUCCUCAUUCUACCCGGUUCAAUGCUACAGAGAAAGUCUUGAUCUCCUUGCUCAACCCAAUAUUUGGAAACAGCAGCAUCGGCCCAUCUUAUAUAAGAUGUGAAGUGACAGCUUACAGACCGGUGAGAGCUGGGAAUGACACUGGUGUAGAUGCCGUCUGCACCUACAGGCGCGACUCCAUUGCUCCCCCAUUUGACAGAGUGAGGGUUUACCGUGAAGUGAGGAACAAGACAAAUGGCAUCACCAAGCUGGGCCCCUACAUCCUGGACAAGGACAGUCUCUAUGUCAAUGGUUAUAACGAAGCAAACCCUCCGCCAACUGUGAUGCCAACUACAAUUCCAGCUCCAACAGUUGACUAUUUCACAGUGAACUUCACCAUCACAAAUCUCCAAUACACAUUCCAAUUAGGAACCCCAAAUUCCGAUAAAUUCAAUGCUACAGAAAAAGUCCUGACCUCUUUGCUUGACCCAUUGUUCAAAAACAGCAGCAUUGGCCCCGUCUAUAUGGGAUGCAAAGUGAUGACUUAUAGGCCUGUGAAUAAUGGAGAUGACACCAGCGUAGAUGCCCUCUGCACCUACAGAACUGACUCUACCACAUCCAGGUUCGACAGAGUGAGGGUUUACCAUGAGCUGAGCAACAAAACAAGUGGAAUCACCAAGUUAGGACCCUACAGCCUGGAUGACAAGAGCCUUUAUGUUAAUGGUUACAAUGAAGCGCGUUCUGUGCCAACUACGAUGCCAACUGCAACCAGUGCUCCUGCUCCAACAGUCGAACAUUUCACAGUGAACUUCACCAUAACCAAUCUCCAGUACACUUCCCAACUAGGAACCCCCAAUUCCUUGAAAUUCAAUAAUACCGAGAAAGUGCUGACCUCUUUGCUUGACCCACUGCUCACAAACAGCAGCAUCGGCUCAGACUACAAAGGAUGCAAAGUGAUAGCUUAUAGCCCUGUGAAGAAUGGUGACGGCACACGCGUCGAUGCCCUCUGCACCUACCGAAAGGACUUCACCAGACCCAAGUUUGACAGAGCGAAGGUUUACCAUGAGCUGAGCAACAAAACAAGAGACAUCACUAAAUUAGGUCCUUACAACCUGGACAACAGCAGUCUCUACGUCAAUGAAUACAACGAAGCACUUCUUGGACCGACUCUGAGCCUAACUACCCCCCAGAGUCCAACAGCUGGGCAUUUCACACUGAACGUCACCUUAACCAACCUCCGCUACACCACAGACCUGGGGACACCGGGUUCCCGCAAAUUCAAUUCUACAGAGAAAACAAUACUCUAUUAUAUUGAGCCUCUGCUCAGAAACAGCAGCAUUGGCCCUAUCUACACUGGAUGCAAAGUGAUGGCAUUUAGGUCGGUGAAGAACAGGGAUGACACAGGAGUAGACGCCUUGUGCAGCUACAGGAAUGAGCCCACAGCUCCCAAGUUUGACAGAGUGAAGGUUUACCGUGAGCUGAGCAGCAUGACAAAGGACAUCACCAAGUUAGGGCAAUACAACCUGGAGAACAAGAGCCUCUAUGUCAAUGAAUACAACGAAGCACUUCUUGGACCGACUCUGAGCCUAACCACCCCCCAGAGUCCAACAGCUGGGCAUUUCACACUGAACAUCACCUUAACCAACCUCCGCUACACCACAGACCUGGGGACACCGGGUUCCCGCAAAUUCAAUUCUACAGAGAAAACAAUACUCUAUUAUAUUGAGCCUCUGCUCAGAAACAGCAGCAUUGGCCCUAUCUACACUGGAUGCAAAGUGAUGGCAUUUAGGUCGGUGAAGAACAGGGAUGACACAGGAGUAGACGCCUUGUGCAGCUACAGGAAUGAGCCCACAGCUCCCAAGUUUGACAGAGUGAAGGUUUAUCGUGAGCUGAGCAGCAUGACAAAGGACAUCACCAAGUUAGGGCAAUACAACCUGGAGAACAAGAGCCUCUAUGUCAAUGAAUACAACGAAGCACUUCUUGGACCGACUCUGAGCCUAACCACCCCCCAGAGUCCAGCAGCUGGGCAUUUCACACUGAACGUCACCUUAACCAACCUCCGCUACACCACAGACCUGGGGACACCGGGUUCCCACAAAUUCAAUUCUACAGAGAAAACAAUACUCUAUUAUAUUGAGCCUCUACUCAGAAACAGCAGCAUUGGCCCUAUCUACACUGGAUGCAAAGUGAUGGCAUUUAGGUCGGUGAAGAACAGGGAUGACACAGGAGUAGACGCCUUGUGCAGCUACAGGAAUGAGCCCACAGCUCCCAAGUUUGACAGAGUGAAGGUUUACCGUGAGCUGAGCAGCAUGACAAAGGACAUCACCAAGUUAGGGCAAUACAAGCUGGAGAACAAGAGCCUCUAUGUCAAUGAAUACAACGAAGCACUUCUUGGACCGACUCUGAGCCUAACCACCCCCCAGAGUCCAGCAGCUGGGCAUUUCACACUGAACGUCACCUUAACCAACCUCCGCUACACCACAGACCUGGGGACACCGGGUUCCCGCAAAUUCAAUUCUACAGAGAAAACAAUACUCUAUUAUAUUGAGCCUCUGCUCAGAAACAGCAGCAUUGGCCCUAUCUACACUGGAUGCAAAGUGAUGGCAUUUAGGUCUAUGAAUAAUAAGGACACCGGGAUCAAUGCAGUCUGCAGCUACAUGAACAACUCCACAGUCACCACGUUUGACAGAGUGAAGCUCUAUCAUGAGCUGAGCGGCAUGACAAAGGGCAUCACCACGCUAGGACCCUACACCCUGGAGAAGAACAGCCUUUAUGUGAAUGGUUUCCGCCUCUCAGACAUAGCUACUGCUACAGAACCUCCUUCCACAGUGGCUCCAGAGAAUGUGGGGUAUCUGCUCAACUUCAGAAUAAUCAAUGUAAACCUAACCAACCCAGACCCGAAGUCUUCGGCCUACCAAGCAUUACAGAAAGACAUUGCUGACAAGAUUAACCAGCUGUACAGAAAGAGUGACCUUCAAGGCGGAUUCCUGGUCUGCAGUGUCACAGGCUUGAGGAUUGGCUCUGUAGUGGUCGACUGCAACUGCUACUUCAAGCCAGCACCCAACCGCAGUGAGGAGACCGUUCUAAGCGCAUUUCAGAAUGGAACGAGGAAUGCAAGCGCACAAUGGCUGGGAGGCAGCUACCAGCUGCAGGGAGCCAGGGUGAAUGUUUUGGAGCCAGUUAUUAAGCCAGUGACUCAGCUGCCCGUCAGUGCUCAGCGAGAGACUUUCAGGUUAAACUUCACCAUCACUAACCUCUUCUACUCGUCCGAACUGAAACAACCCAGUUCAAAUCUUCAUCGACUGAACAAGCAGAUGAUUGAGAAAGCGCUUGACAAUAUUUUCAGAAAUAGCAGUGUCCAGAAGUACUUCGCUGGCUGUUCAGUUGAAAGCUUUAGGCCCAUCUCUGGGAAAACGUACACUGGUAUUAACGCCAUCUGCAAAUUUACGCUGGACAGCACCUCCAGGGCCUUUCAAAGAGAAGAAGUGUAUGAGGAGUUUAAACGUCUCACCAACGGAGGCACUCAGCUAGGGGACAGCUACACGCUAGACAAGGACAGCUUGCUUGUUAAUGAUUAUUCUCCUCUCAACACAAUGGCAGGAGAGCCUGGUAGAUCGGAGCUCCCAUUCUGGGCCAUAAUCCUCAUCUGCCUCUCGGCAUUGCUUGGCUUGAUUCUCCUCCUCCUCGUGUGUUUCUUGAUUGCCUUUUGUCUGAGAAGAAAGGGAGGCCUGUACGACGUCCAACAGAGCAUAUACGGGGUCUAUUUCCCACAUCUGGACAUGAGAAAAAUGCACUGACGAACGUAUUGCUGAGACGAACUCCUUGCACUCAGAAGUCUCUCUUCUCACUGACUCAUUCAUCCACCAAGAGAGAAAAAAUGUUUACAACUGCAGUAAAGAAUGUUCUAUUUUUCCCUUAGUAAAUUAUGAUUAGCCUGAGACACAUCUUUCCUUGUGGCCUUUAUACAGAAGAAAACCUUUGCACUGAUCCCAGCAAUUAUUUGUGGAAAACUGCCAGCAAUGAAGAUGUGUUGGGGAUAGAUAUUUAUUUUUGUAUGCACUGUGGGAUUUUGAGCAAAUGUUAUACAUCCAAAAAAAUAAAACAGAAAAUGAAGUGAAUGCUAGAUGUAUGCAGUCUACAGGGCUCCUCAGUGUUAUGCAGUUUUUCUGAAGGGGGAGACUAAAAUUAUGCUCAUUUAUGGUGUUUUAGUUACUGACUAUUGUAAAUGAACAAACCGAAGAAAAAAGCACUUUAAUUCUACUUUGGUUUUUUUCUGCUUUAUCAUUUAAAAAUUAUAUGUGUAUGUAUUUUAAACAAAUGAGAAAAAUAAUUUUAUAUUUUAAAUGAUGC
Molecule: messenger RNA, 7258 nt
Organism: Mauremys mutica (yellowpond turtle)
Lineage: Eukaryota; Metazoa; Chordata; Testudines; Geoemydidae
Gene: MUC16
Product: mucin 16, cell surface associated
Exons: 57
Coding region: 139-6705 (2188 amino acids)
Source: RefSeq, a predicted model, not a curated record